GGGCAAAUAAGUCAUAACGCUCCCCAAAAUUCAAACAUCUUCCAAGACCCCCCAAAACCCUCGUCUUGGUGCGGAAAUUUACGUUAAUCAAUCUUUCAUUUUCAACCAAUUCUUCUGAAUCGAUUGAUUUCAAGAUCAUGCACACCAUCACCGAUUGACAGACUGUCAACAAUGGAUCUUCCGCAAGAAAUCGACGAUUACUUACGCGAAUCGCUAGAGUAUGCGCUCGGACAUCCGGUAUCUGCACGUACUCUGGAGCUAAACAUUCGAUCUUCAGAAGAAACACAAAGGCAUAUUCGCGAUCAAUGCUUCAUUUUGAAGUCGAAAUUGUCGGAGAAAGAUAGAAUCAUCCAGUGUAUUAGGGCUGAAUCAAGUAUGAAUGCACACGCUUUAAAGAAGUUUUCGGAAGAGAAUCAGAAAUUGAUCACUGAGCACACUGAGUUGCUGGCUCGAUGCGCAAAAUGGGACGUUGAGUGUACAUUGUAUGAACGUGAUAUAGAAGCGUUGAAGGAGUUCGGGAAUCAGGCUGAUGAACGGGCAAAAGAGGCAGAGUCUCGUGUUCUUUGUUUGGAGGAUGAAACAAGCAAGUUGUGGGAAGAAUUGCAGUCUCUUAAGAAACUUUCGGAGGGAGAAUUUACAGAAAACAUUCUUAUUGAUACGUUUAUCUCAAGUUUUAUCAACGAGGAUGAAGUUGCAUCAGCAUCUCUCUCGUUUUUAGAGGCUGAUAGUCGAGUCGAUUUGUGCCAAAAGAUGCUAAAGAUUUGGGAUGGUUUAAAGCCAGUAACACACACUGUUUUAGCUCUGGCUUCUGAGGUCAAGAAUCUGCAGAAAGAUAAAGAUAUGUUAAGGAUGAAUCUCAUCAAAGCUGAAGAGGAGGUUGAAGCCUUGUUUAAAGAAAACAACACACUAGAUAAGGAAUACACAAGAUUGACAAACCUUCUUGAUUCAGAGGGAAGCCAUAGCAGUGGAUCCAUCAAGAACUGUGAACGGAAAUAUAGCAACAGCGCAGUUGAGAAGAUCGACUUCAGUGAUGCUGCGGAUUCACCUAGGAAACUACUGUCUCGUUGCUACAUAACACAUAGCCCCUGCAACCUUAUAUAAAACUUGGUUAGAACUAACACUGGAUUAUAGAAACAUUGUUUUCCAAAAAAUAUCCUUGAGAAGUGUGACAAAAGUAUAAAAAUAACAGAUGUUACAGACUUAUGAUCUUGGGUGCAAUAUCAUAAUGCUCCAUGUUUUACAUUCGUCUA
Messenger RNA from Helianthus annuus (common sunflower), 1250 nucleotides. RefSeq lists its product as uncharacterized. The transcript is spliced from 5 exons. The record is from RefSeq and is a predicted model, not a curated record. NCBI's taxonomy places the organism in Eukaryota, Viridiplantae, Streptophyta, Magnoliopsida, Asterales, Asteraceae. Bases 172 to 1101 code for a protein of 309 amino acids.